This is a messenger RNA of Momordica charantia (bitter melon), 1814 nucleotides long. Its product is annotated as thermospermine synthase ACL5. Gene Ontology annotation, molecular function: thermospermine synthase activity. Gene Ontology annotation, biological process: polyamine biosynthetic process. The record is from RefSeq and is a predicted model, not a curated record. Lineage: Eukaryota; Viridiplantae; Streptophyta; Magnoliopsida; Cucurbitales; Cucurbitaceae.
UUUCUCCACUUACAAUUUCCUUUCCUGCACUGGUUUUUUUGGGAGAAUUUCAACAACUGGGGUGUUUGUUUCCUAGGAAAAUUUUGAAUCCUUACCAAAUUUAUGAAGUUUUUGAGUGAAUUUUGGUUCUUUGUCGCUAAAAUCUUGAAUGUCACAUGCAUAAGAAACGUGUAAUGAUUGUCAUUUAUUAGAUUGGAUAGAAGGAAGGAGGGGAGAAGAAGACAGGAAUUGAAACCACGCGACCAAAUCAUCCUUAGAAAAUCAAAAACAUUGAUCUCAGGAAACUUUACGAAAAUCCAAAAGGAUUGUUUUUUUCUUUUUCUUUUUCUUUUUUCUUGGGAGCUUACUUUUCAAUUUCAGCAGUCUCCACAGCCAAGCCAUUUCCCAAUGUGAUGCAUUUUCUGAACUCUCUUUUUCUCAUUUGCAAACCAAAAUCACAGCCCUCCCUCAGAUUUUCCCUGCCUUCUUCUUCCUUAAAUACCCCUCUUCCCUCCAUUUCUUCCCCAUCCACAUCUCUCUCCUGCUCUCUCUCUCUCUCUUCUGAGUUCUCUUCUCUCUUCAGCAGCAAUGGCCGAUGUUUCCUCUGUCAAUUUGGUUAACAAUGGAAAUGAGCUCAUUGAGAAGGGCCAUUCCCUAAAUGGGUAUCGAAAGAGCUGCUGGUACGAGGAAGAGAUUGAGGAGAAUUUAAGAUGGUCAUUUGCUCUAAAUAGCAUACUGCAUACUGGAGCUUCUCAGUACCAAGACAUUGCUCUACUCGACACGAAGCCGUUCGGGAAGGCGCUCGUCAUCGAUGGAAAGCUUCAAAGUGCAGAAACUGAUGAAUUCAUUUACCAUGAAUGCCUUGUUCACCCUGCACUUCUCCAUCAUCCCAAUCCAAAGACCAUCUUUAUCAUGGGAGGAGGUGAAGGCUCCACAGCAAGAGAGCUACUGAGACACAAGACUGUGGAGAAAGUUGUCAUGUGCGACAUUGACGAGGAGGUGGUCGACUUCUGCAAGUCGUAUCUGAUAGUAAACAAAGAAGCUUUCUGCGAUCCAAGACUUGAACUUGUCAUCAACGAUGCCAGAGCGGAGCUCGAGAGUCGAGAAGAGCAAUACGACGUGAUUGUGGGCGACCUUGCAGACCCAAUAGAGGGAGGUCCUUGUUACAAACUCUACACCAAAUCCUUCUAUGAGUAUACUGUGAAGCCUAGAUUGAAACAAGAUGGCAUAUUCAUCACUCAGGCUGGUCCAGCUGGAAUCUUCAGCCAUACAGAAGUGUUUUCUUGCAUCUACAAUACUCUAAAGCAAGUUUUCAAAUAUGUGGUGCCUUAUUCUGCCCAUAUUCCUUCCUUUGCUGAUACUUGGGGUUGGGUUAUGGCUUCAAACACCCCUUUUGUCCUGAAUGCUGAUGAUUUGGACCAGAGAAUCAAACAAAGAAUCAAAGGGGAGAACAAGUACUUUGAUGGAAAAACAUUCUCAUCUGCAUCCACAUUGAGCAAAGCUGUUCGAAAGUCGCUCGACACCGAGACUCACGUGUACACGGAAGGAACAGCGAGGUUCAUAUAUGGAUAUGGAGCUGCAGCCUGCAAGCUCAACCAAGUUUGAUAGCUUUUCAAGAGAGGAAAAGAGAAGAAUAGAGAGUCCCUAAAUAAGAGAAUAUAGAAAUCCAUCAUGUCAGCCUAGAAAUGAAAGAAGAUCUCCUCUAGGCUUUCUUUUUUUUUUUUUUUCCUUUGUGUAUUGUUUUUUCUUUUUGGUUUCUUACUGUUUGUGUAGUGACUUAAAAGUUACAAAUAUAAUAGUAAUGAAAAAAGGGGCUUUUGGCUUAUAUGCUUCAA